Molecule: messenger RNA, 5304 nt
Organism: Microtus oregoni (creeping vole)
Lineage: Eukaryota; Metazoa; Chordata; Mammalia; Rodentia; Cricetidae
Gene: Vav2
Product: vav guanine nucleotide exchange factor 2
Exons: 30
Coding region: 542-3178 (878 amino acids)
Biological process (GO): cell migration; regulation of GTPase activity; intracellular signal transduction
Cellular component (GO): cytoplasm
Molecular function (GO): protein binding; guanyl-nucleotide exchange factor activity
Source: RefSeq, a predicted model, not a curated record
GCUGAGCCUCAGAGUCCCAGCGCCCCGCGAGGAUCGCAGAGCCCGCGGGCCGGGCGAACAAAGCGACGGCGGCGCCGGCAGUCCAGGCGCCGGACGCACGGAGCGAGCGACCCGCUGCGCCUUUGUCUCGGGCGGGGCAGGAGCGGUGGCCGGUGUGGGGCACCCCGAGCACAGAAUGCGGCGCCCAGAGGGGCGGAUCGAGGAGCGCUGCAGCAGCAGGAGGCGUGGAGCCCGGACCGGAGCCCAAGCGGACUUGUGUGUGUGAAGGGGGUACCCGGCGCGCUGCCCCGCGAACGCCUGGUGGCCGCACGUGGGCGGGAGCGACUGCCCGCUAGUAGCCCGAGGAGGAGGAGGAGGAAGAGGAGGGCCGCGCGGCCGCGCAGCGGGGACCCGGGGCGGCCUGCGCGAAGCCCCGCCCCGGCCGCCUAGCCCCGCGCGGGCGGGCGGGAUGCCCCGCGGUCACCGCACUUUAGCCAGAGCGCUGCCCUGAGAGAGCUGGUCCAGCGGCCGCGGCGGCGAGCGCACGGGCGCCGCAGGCGCCAUGGAGCAGUGGCGGCAAUGCGGCCGCUGGCUCAUCGACUGCAAGGUCCUGCCGCCCAACCACCGUGUCGUGUGGCCCUCGGCGGUGGUCUUCGACCUGGCGCAGGCGCUGCGCGACGGCGUCCUGCUGUGCCAGCUGCUGCACAACCUCUCCCCCGGCUCCAUCGAUCUGAAGGACAUCAAUUUCAGGCCGCAGAUGUCCCAGUUUCUGUGUUUGAAGAAUAUUCGCACCUUCCUCAAAGUCUGCCACGAUAAAUUUGGACUAAGGAACAGCGAGCUGUUUGACCCCUUUGACCUCUUUGAUGUCCGAGACUUCGGGAAGGUCAUCUCUGCAGUGUCCAGACUCUCUCUGCACAGCAUCGCGCAGAACAAAGGGAUCAGGCCUUUUCCCUCAGAGGAGACAGCGGAGAAUGAUGACGAUGUCUACCGAAGCCUGGAAGAGCUGGCCGACGAACAUGACCUGGGUGAGGACAUUUACGACUGUGUCCCGUGUGAAGAUGAAGGGGAUGACAUCUAUGAAGACAUCAUCAAGGUGGAGGUGCAGCAGCCCAUGAUCAGAUAUAUGCAGAAAAUGGGCAUGACCGAGGAUGAUAAGAGAAGCUGCUGCUUGCUGGAGAUCCAGGAGACCGAGGCCAAGUACUACCGCACCUUGGAGGACAUCGAGAAGAACUACAUGGGCCCCCUGCGGCUAGUGCUGAGCCCGGCGGACAUGGCUGCCAUCUUCAUCAACCUGGAGGACCUCAUCAAGGUGCACCACAGCUUUCUGCGGGCCAUUGACGUGUCCAUGAUGGCUGGCGGCAGUACCCUGGCCAAGGUCUUCCUGGAGUUCAAGGAAAGGCUCCUGAUCUACGGAGAGUACUGCAGCCACAUGGAGCAUGCUCAGAGCACGCUGAACCAGCUUCUUGCCAGCCGGGAGGACUUCAGGCUGAAAGUAGAGGAGUGCACGCUCAAGGUCCAGGACGGCAAGUUCAAGCUGCAAGAUCUGCUGGUGGUGCCCAUGCAACGGGUGCUCAAGUAUCACCUGCUGCUCAAGGAACUCCUGAGCCAUUCUGCUGACCGGCCAGAAAGACAGCAGCUGAAAGAAGCGUUGGAAGCCAUGCAGGACUUGGCCAUGUACAUCAACGAAGUGAAACGGGACAAAGAGACCUUGAAGAAGAUCAGUGAGUUCCAGUGUUCCAUAGAAAACCUGCAAGUGAAGCUGGAGGAAUUUGGGAGGCCGAAGAUUGAUGGGGAGCUGAAAGUCCGGUCCAUAGUCAACCACACUAAGCAAGACAGGUACCUGUUCCUGUUUGACAAGGUGGUCAUUGUGUGUAAGAGGAAGGGCUACAGCUACGAGCUGAAGGAGGUCAUCGAGCUACUCUUCCACAAGAUGACUGAUGACCCUAUGCACAACAAGGACAUCAAGAAGUCUCAUGGGAAGAUGUGGUCCUAUGGCUUCUACCUGAUUCACCUCCAAGGAAAGCAAGGCUUCCAGUUCUUCUGCAAGACGGAGGACAUGAAGCGGAAGUGGAUGGAGCAGUUCGAGAUGGCCAUGUCAAACAUCAAGCCGGACAAAGCCAAUGCCAAUCACCACAGCUUCCAGAUGUACACGUUUGACAAGACCACUAACUGCAAAGCCUGCAGGAUGUUCCUUAGGGGUACCUUCUACCAGGGUUACCUGUGCACCAGAUGUGGCGUCGGCGCACACAAGGAGUGCCUGGAGGUGAUGCCCCCCUGCAAAAUCAGUUCUUCUGCAGACUCGGAUGCUUCUGGAGCCGCCCCAGGUCCCAAGAUGGUUGCUGUGCAGAAUUACCAUGGUAACCCAGCCCCUCCGGGGAAGCCAGUGUUGACCUUCCAGACAGGGGACGUGAUAGAGCUGCUCCGGGGUGACCCCGAUUCUCCUUGGUGGGAGGGGCGACUGGUUCAAACCCGGAAGUCAGGGUAUUUUCCCAGCUCAUCCGUGAAGCCCUGCCCAGUGGAUGGAAGGCCACCUAUUGGCCGCCCGCCAUCCCGGGAGAUUGAUUACACUGCAUACCCUUGGUUUGCUGGCAACAUGGAACGGCAGCAGACGGACAACCUGCUCAAGUCUCAUCCCAGCGGGACCUACCUCAUCAGAGAGCGUCCAGCCGAGGCUGAGCGCUUCGCCAUCAGCAUCAAGUUCAAUGACGAGGUGAAGCACAUCAAGGUGGUGGAGAAGGACAACUGGAUCCACAUCACCGAAGCCAAGAAGUUUGAGAGCCUCCUGGAGCUGGUGGAGUAUUACCAGUGCCACUCACUCAAGGAAAGCUUCAAGCAGUUGGACACUACGCUCAAGUUCCCCUACAAGUCUCGGGAGCGUGCCACCACCAGGACCUCAAGCCGGUCCUCAGCUUCCUGCGCCUCCUACAACUUUUCUUUUCUCAGUCCUCAGGGCCUCAGCUUUGCCCCUCAGGGCCCCUCCGCUCCCUUCUGGUCAGUGUUCACGCCGCGGGUCAUUGGCACAGCUGUGGCCAGGUACAACUUCGCUGCACGGGACAUGCGGGAGCUGUCGUUGAGGGAAGGUGAUGUGGUAAAGAUCUACAGCCGAAUUGGCGGGGACCAGGGCUGGUGGAAAGGCGAGACAAACGGACGGAUCGGUUGGUUUCCUUCGACAUACGUGGAAGAGGAGGGCGUCCAGUGAGGGCAAGACCUGGCCAGGACUCACGGAUGUUCUUGGGAAUCUCCCCAGCUCUGAAGUCCACCUCUGGCUUCUCCAUGGCUCUGGGAACUGCCUGCUAAGUCUGCAGCUGUUACAGCCCACAGGAAUGGGGAAGGUGUUCCACCGUCACCUGCCCGGGGUGGCCCGUCCCUGGGUACAUUCCUUGUACAUAGAGGAAACCUAUGCUGGCCACACCCAGAGCACCAAGGAGAGGGGACUCGGGGCCUGGGCUGCUGUGGCCAGCUGGGUGUGGAUGACAGCCAAGGUCAGAAGACACUGCCUGCCCCUCUGGUUUAGGUGUUCAGGUGUGCCAGGGAGAGCUGGGGACAGCAGAGGGGGCCCUUCCCAGCCCUGUCUGCUCGGCCCUGCACUGAUCUGCCUGUCUUUGCUGCUGCUCUCUAGAGUGGGUGUCAGGUCUCAGGAGGCAGGCAGGACCAGACCAUGCUGUAGCACACACUAGGCCCAUCUGGGGUUCAGGGUCAGAGAGUUUGCACAGGGGCCACCGGGUCAUGCUGGCUCUGCAGCUUUCUCUGACUGCCUCCCUUCCCCACACGUCAGGGUCCUGCUGGGUGCUAACUGGGCAGGCUCCUCUUUCAGGAGGGGCCUUUGGAACGAUGACAUUGCUGACCCACCCCCAUCCCACCCCUAAUCAGUGGUACUGCUUUUUGCUCCGAAGCCUCUUUCCUGAGGUCUUCCCUGCCCUGCUGCCAGGGGACACAUCAGUGAACCCCAAAGGGCAGAGGAGAGAACCAGGUUCCCCUCCCCCACUGCCUCUUUUCUCUCCAGGAGGCACUCUUGCAUCUUCUGCAUUCCAAACCAUGGUCCCUAGGGGUCUGCUGGCCUUUGCACUAGCCCUCACCAGGUGUCCCCACAAAGAUCCCUGCAGCCCACAUACUGGGCUUGAGGCCAACCCAAAAUAAGUGCUCUUGGGGUGUCUCCACCCCUUUUCCCUCCUCUCUCCUGGUGCUUCGUAGCCAUUGACCCCCGUUUUCUCCCUCCAUCUUGCUGCACAGUCCCGGGCGAGGAGAACCAAGGCUAGGGUUUGAGACAAUGUCCCUGCUGGAGUGGGGCCGGGACCUGCACCUGGGACUAUUUUCCAGCGUUGGCCUCCUGUCCUCCAGCUUGGUGCCCACACACAGCUUGCUGGGAUGUGGAGGGAGGCACAUAGGAACUCAGAAGGUGGGGAGCAACAGAGAGUGAGACACCCUGGAAAGGCUUGGGCUGUGAGAAGCUGGUGUGGGAGCGGGGGGCUUGCAGGGAGUUGGGGGCACAGGCCACUUUGCCUGGCUCCUCGGCCCAGCCUGCCCGGUGCCAGUGCAUGCUGUGGGGAGGACUCUGCCAGCCCCUUCCAUAUGAAUGCCCUCAGAACACCCUUGUGCUUUGUUUUUUUCUCGUUUUUGUUUGUUUGUUGUUGUUUUUGUUCUAUUAUGUUUCGUUUUGCCUGUUUGUGUUUUAAAGGGGAGGGGAAAGUUGUAAUUAUUUCAUCGAAAUCUCCCAUUAUAUAUCUGUGAAUAAGAGAUUCUAUAAUAGCAAAAUGAUGUAUAUUUUAGUUUGUCAUGAUAUAAGUCAUGAUAAUGAAGGACACUGAGAAAAAGAGUAAUCUAGAGCCCUGGUUUUGUGAGUGUUUUGUGUUUGUUUUGACGUUUGUGUUUGGUUUAGUUUUUUUUUUGUUUUUGCGCCACACUGGGCAGGGUGAUGGGAAGGCUGGACAAGCUGGUACACAGUCGCCUCUGCAGGAGACUGGACACCAUUUGAGGGCUGGGGCCCUGAGAUCAGCUGUGAACAUUUGCAGUACAAUGCAUGCAAGUCAGGGAUGAGGGGGUCCCACAGCCAGCAGCACCCCCAAUGGAACAAUUGUACAUUUGCCAAUGGGUUUUCCUCCCCAGACUAAGGUUUUUACUACAAAUAAACCUACGUUCUAUUCUGCAGCCGUGGUUAAACUUUUGUGCCUGGGAGGGACUAGCUGGCGUCCUAAGUUCAGCAGGGUUUAUCCUACCCAAAGACUGACUGCCAGAUGGUCCCUUCUGCCUGGCUGGUACAGCAUCCAGCAAGGUCCAGCAGGUGGUCUUAGAGCAAGAGCCUCGGUCUUCAGCAAUAAAAACAGCACU